UAUCAUUCCGUACACUGACUGUUCGAUCAGUUUCAUCUAGUUUUAGCGUUCCAUCGUCGAUCGAAAUUGUCGUGUUUUCUGCAAGUCAGAAAGCAACGAAGCAAAUUUUGAACGGAAAAUCAGAAAGUCUCCGUCAAAACGAAAAACCGGACAAUGUCUUUCAUGUGUAAUUCGUGUUUCACUUAUAUGGAAAGAGGCCAAAUGCCCGGUGGACCGUGCAUUUUAACCUCUUGCUUCCACAUUCUCUGUAACGCCUGUUCACGCCGCAUUCGCAACAAUGAAUGCACCACUUGCGCCAAACAAUGUAAGAUUGUAACGAUCGGAAAAGAUAUGCCACUGGCACUGAAGGCGUACUUUGAACCACCGUUGUCGAAAAUCGAGAAAAUCCAGCAACAAUUUAAGUUUCUGAAACAACAACAGGAGAUCGCAUUCAAGGUAAAAUCUGCAAUCGAAUUCAAUCAGAAGAAGAAAGAGCUUCGCAUCAAGAAGAUUUUGGAUAUGGAAAAGCAGGUGAAGGCCGAAGAGCAACGUCUUGAGAGAGUCGUCAAACAGAAGAUGGAAGCGUAUCGUCGCAUGAAAGAAAAUUAUCAGAAACUUAAAACCGACGAAAUGCGUCUACGACAGGCUUUGAAAAAAAUUGGACGUCCAGUGGAUAAAGAUUUGUCUGCUGACUCCGGAAUCUCCUUCGAGAAGUCUGCGUAAGGUCGCUUUGAAAACUGAAUGAUGACAUCAAUCUUGGGCCUGGAUAAACACAUCAGAAACAAAAUACUUGGAUUUCACAUUUAAUUUGACUUUAAUCGAUCGUUUUGUAAAGAACAAUUUUUUUUAUGCAAAUAAACGACGUUGAUACAUAAUAGUUGC
This is a messenger RNA of Bradysia coprophila, 861 nucleotides long. Its product is annotated as RING finger protein narya. NCBI's taxonomy places the organism in Eukaryota, Metazoa, Arthropoda, Insecta, Diptera, Sciaridae. Gene Ontology annotation, cellular component: synaptonemal complex. The record is from RefSeq and is a predicted model, not a curated record. Gene Ontology annotation, molecular function: SUMO transferase activity. Gene Ontology annotation, biological process: reciprocal meiotic recombination; protein sumoylation; homologous chromosome pairing at meiosis.